AUGCUUGAGGCUCUGACUGCCUUGACUGGCCGCGCACCGAAGGCAGGGGCCUAUGUGGAUGAGAAUCGUUUUGCGUCUAUCUGGCUCAGAGUAACACCACCCGAAGCGGCCGACGACUCAUUCUGGCCUAUCUUGGGCUACACCCUUGGUGCUCUCGCAAAUAUUCGCAUUCCGGUAAUCACUGGACUGGAAAAGCUAAAGCCCAACAAGGACGGCUUUAAGGCGUUCUCAGCUGCAUUUGCUACAUCCUCUAGUGCUCCCAUGUUUCAUAUGGUCAACCUAACUCCAGAGGCUCCCACGCUCGAGGCUGUGUGCCCCAAGGGUAUUGUCCUUGAAGCUAUUGAUGUGGACUGGAAGGCUCUGGAUGCUAUCUGGGAUGAGUUCAACCAUGGCUCUGAGCCAUGA
Aspergillus chevalieri is the source of this 405-nucleotide messenger RNA. RefSeq lists its product as uncharacterized. Lineage: Eukaryota; Fungi; Ascomycota; Eurotiomycetes; Eurotiales; Aspergillaceae. The transcript has a single exon. Bases 1 to 405 code for a protein of 134 amino acids. The record is from RefSeq and is a predicted model, not a curated record.